This is a messenger RNA of Sphenostylis stenocarpa, 282 nucleotides long. NCBI's taxonomy places the organism in Eukaryota, Viridiplantae, Streptophyta, Magnoliopsida, Fabales, Fabaceae. The record is from the annotation of a GenBank genome assembly.
AUGACCGAGCCAAGGCUUUUUGGUACCCACACACCAUUCCCUUCAUUGCCCAAGUCCGUCAAAGAAUCUCGCUUGUCUUUACCUACGUUUACACUCGAGGAUGCAUUUGAAACGUUUUGCAAUGGCGUAAAUUUUUUUGGUCCAUGGUGGAGUCAUGUAUUAGGGUACUGGAAGGCGAGCAUAGACAGACCAAACAAAGUUCUGUUCUUGAAAUAUGAGGAUCUCAAAGAGGAUACUGAAUUCCAUGUGAAGGAGAGAGCAGCACAGUUGUUGAAAGUAUAA